AGUUAGCAAAACAAACUGAAGGAAUGCAUCUAUGAUACGCCCAUAUUUAUUUUACACGUCUAAAGAGAUAAAGUCCACUGGUAAUCUGAUACAGCGAGCAGAUGGGCUGACACGCUGGACUGUGAGGGAAUCUUAUGCAAAGCACAGCGGCAACUUGUUCAAAAGGCCUGGCCUCUCUAAUGACCACAGCUUAAUGGUUACGGGCCACGAUAUAUUUACGCCGACGGUUUGUUUCUAUACGGGAAACUCGGGAGAAUUGUUUUGGAAAUAAAACAAAAGACUUCGUAUCUCUCAAGCAAAGAAAUGUCAUCCACCAUAGGUGACGGAAAUAAAAGGUAAAUAUCUGCCUGGUGAGCGGGCAUCGGGACUGGCUGCAGACCUGAGCCUCUCCGAUGUGUGCGCUGCCUGCGAAGCGCCUUUAAUGCGGGCAAAGCCAGUGGGAGGAGGGAAAGCGACAAAACAGGAUGUCAAAACAUGAAACAAACCUGGAUUUCAGCUUCCUGAGCACAGAAGAGGUUAGCGCAAUCCAGGAUGUACUUGCGAGAGACAAGUUGCUGAAAAAGUGCGAGGAAGACAGACUUCAGAAGAUCCAGGGCGAUGGAUGGAGGGACCAGCGCUGGUUGAAGGGGGUGUCGGGCCAGUGGUUCCAGGAGAUCCAGCAGUCCAAGCGGAGGAACGGAACCGACAACGGGCACCACACCCAGUCACCUCUCACACCCAGAGAGACAUCCCUGACGUCAGGGAGGCUUCUCAGAAAGCCUGGGGACAGGAGGGAGAACCACGGCAAGGCCGUCUCCCCCAGCCGGGCCUCAUUCCGUUCCCGGGUCACCUCGCUGUUGGCCUUCCGGUUCCUCCAGAAGGGAUCAGCCUCCCGCAGGAGCCGAGACAGCAGCUUCAGCUGUGCUGGAACCAGUGGACCCAGUGCAGGGGCUGGAGAUCAGGAGCAUUCUGGUGUCCACCUUACAGAGCAGGGACCACAUCCAGAUUUGACAAACAACAGCCCCACUGUUCAACAACAAGAAGACUCUGAAGGGGCCCCAGACCACAGACCUUCAGAACAUCAUGUAGAACCCAGGAAACCAGAGACUAGACCAGUCCAAAGGAGAGCUUGUUAUCCUUCAGUCCCAGAAGAACCCAGAAAGCCAAUUCUCAGAGACCAGAUAGACCUGUGUGUAGCACACAAACGUGGGAGCUACCACAACAGCCUCACUGACUCACUUGUAGAGCCUCCUGUCACUGACUCGCUUGGAGAUCCUCCUGUCACUGACUCACUUGGAGAAUCCACCAUCACUGACUCACUUGGAGAAUCCACCAGCAUUAAAUUUCUCAGAGAAUCCACCUUCAUUGAGUUGCUCGGAGAGUCUACCGGCAGUGACUUGCUUCGAGAAUCCACCGGCACUGACUUGUUAAAAGAUUCUGCUGUCUUCUUGCUAAAUCAGCCUGCCAGUGGGAUUGCCUUUCACACUGAACAAGCUUUCGAUUGUCAGAGAAACUCAGACCUUCCCAAGUCUAACCUUGUUCUUUUGCCAAUUGUUGCCUCUUUUUCUGGUCUGAAGCAUUCCAACUCCUUGCCCACCCUCCAACUCCAAAGCGAUGAAACGCCCCAUUCAGAGUUGCCUGCUCACCUCAAUCCACUAGUAACCAUGUUGCCUCCUUCAGUGGUCACAGUUGUUGCUCCGCAUUGGACAGGAAAGUUUAGGAGACCCAAGCAGGGAGCUGAAACCCCACAGGCUGUAAAGGAAGCCAACGGGAGGAGCCAGGAAGUCAGGUGCAACUCUUAUGUUUUUAAGGAGCAGCAGACUCUCAGACACAGAAAUUCAGUUUCUCAUUCAUUUCUGGGCAGAAAGACUGUGCAGGACAAGGUAAUAUUUCAUGGACCUGACACUCCACAGAGACAACCAGCCACUGAGAGUGCACGGGGUUUGGUUGGCUGGCUUCCUGAGAGGACUACAUCAAGGAUACCUUUGUCUGCAUCUGUCUCACUGGACAACAGCACAAAGAUCUCCACUGGUUCCAGCUCCUCACUUGUACGUCCAGGCAAUGGCCACUGCAGCUCGCUGGAUGUCCACCAUUACAGGAGAAUAUCUGAGGUCAGUUGCCAGCAACCUCCUGUGGCUCGUUUCAAAGGGUAUUCAUCCCCAAGCAGCAUUUUGCUGUCUCUGCGGGGAGGUGGUUCUGCCUUAGGCAGUCCCGGAACACUCUCCUCCUCUAUAUAUGCCACUACUCCUCUCUCUCACCCUGGCAGCACCGCGAAUGCUGCCAAGUCCGCUAGGGAGGGGCAGUUGCAGUAUACUCAAGGGGAUGGGUCAGAUCGACUAUACUUUAUGAAAAGCCAAACUCUCCCACGCAGAUCGACACUGCCCUGGCGGAACCAUAACCAGAAAGAUGCUGCGGGACUGGAUCAUUAUGACCGUGCUUCCUUGGGGUACCCUCUUUCUCAUCAUACACUCCCUGGGCCUGCCGACACACAGAAUCACCCUGAACAGAGCCCGGAUAGCCUCAGUUCUACAAUGAACCUUGGUAAUAACCAAAAAUCAAGCAAUGCCCAUAACAUUUUCACCUUGCCCAGAAACGGUUCCUUAUGGACACCUGAUACCAAGAAAGUCCUUCCUAGCUACACCAUGUCCAACCCCACUCACCCAAGCUCCUUCAGUUCUCAUGACUUGCCAACAUCCAAAAACAGUUCGAGCAAUGUGCCCAACCAGUCUGAUAAGCUACGAACCCCUUCCCAGAUGUUCAAUUCGAGGAACAGGAAAAAUGUGAUAUCUUUCUCUCAAAGCAAAGACAUUUCACCGAAAGAAGGGGCUGUCCCUAUCCACACAUUGAAGGAGCAUUACUCUGCAAAUACUCUCAGUCCUACGGCUGUGACUAGUCCCACAACACCAGAGAGAAGCUGCCACUUUGAGGAGAGUCCAAUGACUCUUUGUUCAACUGGUGAGACUAACCCCACAACACUAGGAAAAUCAUCCAACAGUGUGGACAAUUCAGAAAUUCACAGAGUACUGGUUGUGAGAAUUCCUGCAUCCCCAAGAAGAUCUUCUGGGAAUGUGGACCAUUCAACUCCUCCCAGGUCUAUGGCUGUGACUAGUCCUGUAACACCAGGAAAAUCUUCCCAAUUUGUGGACAAUUCAGUAACUCACAGGAUAAGGGCUAUUAUAAGCCCUGGAGCAUCCCAAGGCAUGGACCAUCCAGUAGCCCUCAAUCCACCUGAUGUGACCAGCAUGACAAGAUCAGCAAGAUCUUCCAGCACUAUUGACAACUCAAACAUUCACAGAUCAAUGGUUAUGAACAGUCCUUCAUCACAAACAACUUUUUCCUAUUCUGUGGACAAUUCAAAAACUCAUAGCCCAAAGGCUGUGACCAGCCCCACAUCACCAAGAAGAUCUUCUCACAGUGUGGACAACUCAAUAUUUCUCAGUCCAGGGGCAGUGCCAAGGUCAUCUUCUCCAGCUGUAUCUCACCAAGAUGUGAAUAGUUCUAUGUCUCACAAUCCACUCUUCCUGACUACUAAUGUGUUGCCCACAGAAUUGCCUCAAAAUAUUGAUGAUAAAAAAGUUGAAAGUCUAACAAAAACAACAAGUCCCAGUGCAGCAUCAAGGCCAUUUAAAUUUUUAGACAGUCCAAAUGUGAGGACCCACAGUCCAGUAUCACAGGCUAAUUUAACCAGAUUGCCCCAGAGUAGCAUCACACCAGUGGAAAUAAAUGGUCCUUCAUUGUCAAUAAGAUCAAGUCUGAAUAAUGCAAGCAUUCAAAAUCCAACAAGUCAGAAUAAUUCUAAUUUGUCAAAAGAAUCUCACAACAGUAUAAAUAAUACAAAGAUCCUGAGUUCAAGUGGAGCACAGACAGUCGUUACAGUAAAUAAAUCGUCUGAUGUGGAAAGCUCAAAAACUGAUAGUUCAACAGCAUCAUCCAGUCCCAUACUAUCGGAGAUACCACCCGUUAAAGUGAGAAAUUCAAGAAUUCCAAGUUUAGAAGGACUUUCUUAUUCCACUGCCAGCUUCUUAUCACGUAACAGUGAGGGGGCUAGCUUGUCCCACAGUGGGGACACUACAUGUAGUCCAUCACCACUGAGUUGUCCUGUGCUGCAGACAAGAUCAGUUUGCAGUGUGGGUGCUCUCAAAACUUACUCUUCCCAGAGACAAUACAGUCCUCCCAGAGUUGUCUCCCCCACACAGAAGUUCCCUGAUCCAGAACUCAGAGAAUCCCCUUUAAGCCCCACAGAAAAUAACAGGAUUACAUCUUGCAGGCAGCACUGUUUUCACAGCAGACAUCCUGCCUGGUCCUCAGCUAAGGAUACACACUCAGAAGCGGCCCAAAGAUUAUCAUCGGAGACUGCUUACCUGAACACCACAGUUAGCAGAAGUUCUCAACCUCUGUCACCCCUCCCUGACUCAAAGAGGAUGUUUUCCUCAGAGUCCGUGGUUGAUAUCAGUACAUACAGUGAAGGUUCCUUUGACCUAUCAGGAAACGUUAAAUUGUCUAGUCCUGAUUUACAGAAGCAAGCAUUGAAUAUGAAUGUCAGUGAAGUGUCUGACAACAUUUUCAAUCCUAACACCAAAACUGCAGAGAAGUUACAGAAUGCUGACUGUGGAGGUUCAGGGCUUCUUGGGUUUAACCGGGAGCAAGGCAAAAACACAGUUCUCAGAAAAAAGCCGACUGGUAUAGUGGUUAGCAUAGAUGAGGUCUGGUACCAGUCUGCCAAUCUCAGGGCUAAAGAUGAGAAAGCACUGGAGAAGCCACUGCGAGAUCAUAGGUUUGUGUCUAUACAGGAACAGAACUCACAUAAGAGUCUACUGACAUUAACAAGCAAGAAAGACCAUACCAGCCCAAUGUCUCCUGUGGUGGCAACCGAUUUUUACUUUACUGAAUGUGAAACAAUAGAAGUAAAAGAGAACCAGGGUAGGAAUAACUCUGAUGUGAUGUCAAAUGGCACCAAGAUGAGUUUCAGUUCAAAGCAGUUUGAAGAUGAACUUCAGACAUCGAGGAAGAAAAGCAGGGUCGAGAUGCCACUCAUCCAAAACAGAACCAGCAGCUCUGUCUCAAGCACCGCAAAAGAGGAUGUUUCAAGGGUCCACAAGAACAUCAUUGAAAAGGAGGUGGCAGAUUUUCAUCUUGACUACAGUCAGACAUCAUGGUUGACUGAAGAGAACAACCAACCCAAAAAUGUAUCUGAGAUAGACAGCAUAAGUAGUAGUUCAAACUGUCUCUUUGAUAAGAGUAGGAACUCCUCCUACCAAAGGAGUCCAUACUCACCUGUAAAUACCCACAGUGUCUCUGUUGAACGUUACACCCUUGUCCCAGGACCCAGGAGAUCCUCGCUCAGUCCCAGAAGUAGCCAGUUAAGCUUUGACUUUGAUUCUGAUGAUGCCGAUAAUGAAAAUGUCUUCUACAGAGGGAGCUUAGAAAGGAAGUCCAAAAGGAAGAAGACCAUUUCUUUCUCUGAACUAAAUGACUACCAGGUAUGUGUGGGUGGACAGGUUGGUGCUGCUGACAGGACUGGGAACACGUCUCUUUCCAGGAGUCUUAAGGACAUCUCUCAAGAGAGCCAGAGUCAUCCUUUCUCAGAUUUCAGCCUGAAGGCUGGACGUUCGUUUUCUGUGAGUAAUGUCCACGCCAGCCGCCCAUCUGGCUCUGCUCGCAUGGCCACUGUUCCUAGAAUGACAAGCAUUGACAGCCUCAGAGGCGCUGAUAUUUUGGACGUUGUGCCGAAGCAGCGAUCCCGGGCUCAGUCCUGCAGCAUAGAUCAAGCUGUUUACAGGGAUGAGAGUGGGAAGCAGGUGACCACAGGCAGGAAUCUGUCACCUCCCAGCCUGCACAAGCCUUCCUCUGUACAGGCUGAUGAAUUGUCGCCAUCACCCCCACCAUCACCCCUCUUUUCUCCCCCACGGAUGUCUCGACCACCCAGCUCCUCACCCAGGAGUAGCUUGACCUCACCAGACAGCCUGUCCCCCAGAGGGUGUUUGCCCUCCAGGGGAUACAAGUCAAGCCUGUCAGACCUUGGGGAGUCUGACUCAGAUACCACCACAGACGAUGAGUAUUACCUGAAUGGUGACAAAGGUGAGAAGGAGACAGAACUAUAAAAGUGGACAAUGUUCUAGGGUUUUCUGAUCUCUGGGUCAGCUACUCAUUGUUAUCCAUGGCUGCGUCUACAUUUAAUUAUGAAACCAAAAUAUUGAUUUUUUUUUUUUUUUAAUGGUUUAAGGAUUCCUUACAUCUGCUCUCAAGCCAGCCUUUCCAAUUGAUGCACUUUGAUUCUCCUUAUCUCCAAUCUUACAUUAUUUCAGUUGGUUGAAGUUGCUAUUUAAAUGUUUUUUUUAUAAAAAAAAUCAUGCUAUUUUCUGACAUGGUGUUUUGUUUCUGUUCUUUUUCAAAUGUACUUUGAUUAAAAAAAAUGUAAUUUAA
This is a messenger RNA of Paramormyrops kingsleyae, 6402 nucleotides long. The record is from RefSeq and is a predicted model, not a curated record. Lineage: Eukaryota; Metazoa; Chordata; Actinopteri; Osteoglossiformes; Mormyridae.